Molecule: messenger RNA, 1266 nt
Organism: Tarenaya hassleriana
Lineage: Eukaryota; Viridiplantae; Streptophyta; Magnoliopsida; Brassicales; Cleomaceae
Exons: 3
Coding region: 1-1266 (421 amino acids)
Source: RefSeq, a predicted model, not a curated record
AUGGAGAACAACCAAGAUUUUGCUCUUCCUGAUGGUGUCGAAGGCAAUGCUGACUCAACCUUUGCCCAGUACAACACGCCUAAGCACACUGAGCUUUUGGCUGGUAUUCGAUUACCGGCCAUCGACAUGUCUAGUUUCGAGCUGAACCCGUCUACUAUUCAGAUGUUGGGCAACAAUGCUUUCCGGGGUAGGCCGAACGAAGACCCGAACGCACAUUUAACUCGCUUUAAGACGAUGUGUCAUUCUAUCAAGAGAGACAACAGGUUGGAAGUGCAGUUUAUGUCAAAAAAUUUCCCAGCUCACCGCACUCAAGCCGCUCUUUCUGGCAUUCAUUCAUUCAAGCAGGAUCAUGGGGAAAGUCUUUAUGACUCUUGGAAGAGGUACAAAGGAUAUCAAAAGUCUUGCCCUCAUCACGGGCUAGAUAAGAACUACCUGAUCAACACCUUCUUCCGAGGACUCGGGAUGGAUACCAAGACCUUGAUCCGGGCAUCUUGCGGUGGGAGCAUCCAGAACAAGUCAUUCGCUGAGCUAGAAGAACAUAUUGAGAUGAUGAUCCAAGAAGAAGACGCUCCGAAUGAGUACUCUAGAGAUUUGUCAAGGAAAGGCAAUGAUCAAACCAUACAUAUGGUUCUCGAACAAUUGGCUGUCCUCAAUGCUAAGCUCGAAGAUUCCACUCGAUCCUCUAGGACCGAACAUUCGACGCCAACACAAGAGGAGCUCGGUAUGUAUGCACUAGAUGAGAGAAUCGAAGGUGUGAACUAUGUGACCAACAACCCCUUCUCGAACCCGUACAAUCCGGGGUGGAAAAAUAAUCUUAAUCUCUCAUACAAGUCAAACAGUGUUGAGAAUCCCACGUCGAACAACUUCAGAGUAUCCGACAACUCGAACCAGAGGAUCCUAAACAGACAUCCAACUACAGAGCUCCGGGACAAUCCUACAACAAUGUUGCAUCUCCAGUUUUUGCAGAGUCAAGAGAAGACGAAUCAGGAAUUUCGAGCUCAGUUCACAAGCAUCGAGGCUCACUUCAAGAACAUAGACAACCAGAUUGCUCAGCUAGCAUCAGCCAUUCAAAGACCAUCUGGGUCUCUUUCAGGUAACUCUGAGACUAACCCUCGUGCGCAUGUCAAUGCUAUUACCUUGAGAAGUGGUAAGCAGGUAGAUUCUGGAGAUCCACCGAUGGUUGAGCAAGGCGAUAGCUCGAGAACCACAGUUUUAGACACUACUGAUGAUAUACCUGAGCUAGCUUACGUGCCUCCUAAGUUCUGA